ACAAUUAAACUGUAUACAAACGAGUAAAUAGAAUAAUAACCGGCAACAUAGACAAUGGCUAAAACGCGAAUAAAAACAACGCCGAUGCGCUUGAAAAAGGAUGCGUUAAUGGCAACAACUGCCAGAACCGCUGCCGCCAUAACAAAAUCCGACACUACAACAGCAACGACGUGUCAUAUUGCAGCACCGCUGAACGAUGCCAAGAAACGCUUCCGUCAAUCGGCAGUUCUGGCUAAUUCCGUGCACAGCGGUGGCGGCUCAUCGACGAUCAUUGUUACAGCACCGAAACGUACAAAUUCCAUUUCAUCAGUCGCCUCAUCCAUUUCGCAGAUCAGCGAUGCAAACUCUGACACCGAAUCGCCUCCACCACAAACAGCGCUAAAAAUGUCAACAACAACAACAACAACAACAACAGCAGCAGCAACGACAAAAUCUUUACUCACCUCACAUAUUUCUUCUCAGGCGCCGCCACGUACACUGAACAGUUUGCUGUGCAAACAUACAAAUGCCAUUUCAACGUUACGUAAUCGCAAAGUAUUUAUGAUCACUGAAAAAUCGGAUGAACCCAAAGGAGCGGAAACGUCCACAACGGCAGCGGGUGGCGGUGCAACAUCGGGGCAGAAGAGAAAAAUGUAUCUAAUCAUGGAGGAGAAUAGCUGUCCAGAAGACUGUCCAGGCGGGACUGAGGAAGGUGGUAAUUUAGCUAAUGAUGGCCAAAAUUAUGUAAAAAGAGAGAACGGUCUGAUUGUAGGCGCUGCAGGUGGUUCAAAAAAGUUGACACUCUUUGCUGACAAAGCAGAUAGUGGCGUGCUGACGGAGGAGUUUGAGAAGAUAUUGCCAGAGAUAUUGAAUCGUAUACAGGCCAAAGAUACGUCUGCGGCGCCGAUGGUGGCGAACGUGACGCCGCCGCCGCCGCCGCCGCCGCCGGCCCCGGUGGCCACAUCGAAACUACUGAACGGCAUUACUGCCAAUUUAAAUAUCGUUAAGUCUGAACCCGUACAACCACAACCACAACCACAACAACAACAGCAACAUAACUUAAAAAAGACGACUGAAGAAACCAAUGAAAGACUACCAAUUACACUGCCACCAAAAAAGAAUCGCACAAAAAUUAUUUCAACAAACAGCAGCAGCAGCACCAACAACAUUUCGCAGAACGGCAGCAACAUUGUUGUUAACCCUUUUAGUGACAACUUUAAUAGCGGCACCGGCAGCAUUUGGGGCAACUUUAGCAACAGUAACAACAACAAACAACAACAUAAAAUUGGCACACAAUGUCAAAUUAAGCAGAUAUCUGCUGCUACGCCGGUCAUUGUGUCGGCGCCGGUCAAUGUGGCUGCGCGCAACAACAACAACAACCACAGCAACAAUGACAGUGCACCCGUAAUAAAGCGCUUCGCUCCACACAACAUCAAUCACAACGCCAACAACAACAACACAAACAUUAGUUAUGCGAGUAAUGCGAGUCAAGCUAAUGGUCAAGCUACCACAUCCAUGGCUCAAGUAGAGCUGGUGCCUCAUAAGAACAUCAAUCUGUCCACUGAUUUUCACUUCCUGAUCAAAAUGCUGCCCAAGCUGGAAAGCAUUCCAGAGCCACACAAAAACAAUGUAAAGAAUUGCAUCGAGAGGAUAAUCACACAAAAUGCGAACAUAUUUGCCAAACAGUAGUAGCGGUCGGUGCUGUUGCCACAAGUUUACAAUUAGUUAAUAAUACGUGUGAAUAAAAUACAAACACAUGAAGACUAUAAAAAUAUUCUUUAUAUACAAACGUAGCUAUAUAAACGUAGUUAUUGAGUUUUGUAUUCUAAAACAUUGAAGUUUAUUUAAUUUAAGUGAGUGCACUUUCUUUUGAAGAGUCAACGCCUUUUUUACAAAACGAAUGUACGGCAUUUGCUAGAAUAGUUUGUUUACGAAUAUCAUAUGUAAUAAGAUAUUUACGAUUUUGAAACGUAUUUUAGUUUAAGUUUUGCAUAUAAAAGUGUGCAUAUACAUAUAUGUACA
This is a messenger RNA of Rhagoletis zephyria (snowberry fruit fly), 2001 nucleotides long. RefSeq lists its product as uncharacterized. Lineage: Eukaryota; Metazoa; Arthropoda; Insecta; Diptera; Tephritidae. The record is from RefSeq and is a predicted model, not a curated record.